AUGAAAACACUGAAAUAGAAUUUGCUUCUGGUUUUGAUUGAAUUACCUACAUAUAAUUUAGUUAUAUGCUUUUUUAGGUGUAAUUUUGAUAUUUAUUUUGUUAAUAAUGUCUCUUCUCGAAGAUGUGUUCCUGGAAGAUGAGGCUGGUGAGGCUCAGGAGUUAGAGCGUGUAAUUGAAGGCGAUGAGUUUGAUGAACAACCAGCCGCACAGUCUGGGGAAGAUAGCAAUGAGGAUAGUGAAAAAGAAGAUGAAGCAGAGGAAGACAAACGCCGUGUAGAUCCUACGAGUGUUAAAACAAAACGUGUUGUUAACCCGAGAGUCAUUUUAAAUCCUGCUCGACUGAUGGGUCCGAGAGGCAUACAAGUUAUACCAGAUCAUUUCAAAGAUUUCAAAUUUAAAGGAAAAGGUCACGAGAAAGAAGAUUUGGAUCUGGUUCUAAAGAAGUUAGAACAUUGGGCAUACAGAUUGUACCCCAAGUUUCAGUUCGAGGACUGUUUGAAGAAGAUUGAAACUCUAGGCAGAAAACGGCCAGUUAUGGUGCAUCUUCAUAAAAUAAGGUCUGACCAGUACAUAUCUGAUGAUGUGGUAGUUCAAAAAGACUCCAGCGACGACGAGGCACCCCAACCAGAGGUGGAUGAGUUUGACAAGCUGUUACAGCAACAGAUAGAGUUAGCCAGGGCCACACCGGCACCUAACUCUGCUAAGAAAUUAGGAUUAAGCACACCUAUGUCCAAACCAUCUCCAUUCUCGAUGCCAAAAGCGACUUCGUCUCCUUCAAUCAGUGAAGAACAGAAAGAGAGAAUGCUAAGAAAUAGAAAACUUGCCGAAGAGAGACGUCUGGCGAGACUGAAAAUGGCAGAAAAUAAUGUUACGGUCAUAAACGAGGAGACAAUCGAAAUUGAUACUCACCAAAGUCCCAUUAUAAAGAGUAAUGAAAAUGUUACGGUUGUACAUACGGUGACUUUUCAUGUAGAAAAUCAUCAGAAUGAUUCUAAUUCUAAACAGGAUAAUAGUCAAAUGACUGUUGUAAAUGAAAUACCAUUUGAUGUAGAUCAUGGUAAUGAUGAGCCAAGGAAAAAGCAAAAGAAAGCAAAUGUUAUAGAUAGCUCAGAUGAUGAAUGCGAAGAAUUGGUUGUGAAUGAGUCGAUAACAGUUGACGUUCAUGAUACAAGACAAAAAAAUAACAGUUCACCUGGAACAGAUGAAGCACAACGUCUUUCUAAUAAAAUUUAUAGUUCUGAUGAAGAAUUAGAAAGGAGUAAUGAUGAAAACGAAAUAAAAGUAGGGCAUGACAAUGAAAAACUCGAAACAUCUAAUGAUACAAACAAAUCAUAUGAAGAAACUGCAGAAAAUACGUCAAAAUCAGCAAAUAUUCAAGAUAAUAUAACUGAUAGGAUUCAUAAUCAGGACAUUUCUCUAGAAAUUAAUAAAAAUAACGAUGACAUAAAUCAAAUUAACAAUUUUGUAGAUAAUGAUCAAGAAAAACGACCAGAAACUAAUGAAAAAAAUGCAGAUAUGGAUGAUACCCAAGAAAUUAAUAUUAUGGAUAAGAAUAAGAAUCUCACUGAGGAAGAAAUGGCCAUCGAUGAAGACAAUAGUGAUUCUAAAGUUAAUAAAACAAAUGGUACAGUUUUAGAAGUUUGUAAUAAAAAUAAUGAAGAAAUUGAUUUUGUAGAAAUUACCAACAAUAAUGAAGAUACAAAAGUAGAUAAAGUUGUAACUGACGAGACAAAUAAUGAACAUAAUAGAGAAAUGGCCAAUGAAACAGAUGAAAUUGAUAAAAUAUCGAAAGAAUGUAAUCACAGUAUAAAUGAAACCAGUAAAGAAACGAUGAUAUCAAAUAUUGACAAAGAUAAUGUUGAUAGAAACAUUGAUUUAGAUCUGAUGGAGGUUGAUUUUGAUGAAGAUUUUUAAAGAUGUAUCCAAAAUACUAUUUUAAUGAUAUUUUUUUUUGUCAAUAAGCCUGGCUGUCCCCAGGCUUAAAGUCUUAUUAUUUGUGUUGUUAACUAAAAUUAGUAUUAUUAUUGGUUAAUACCGUAAAUUAUUGAUCAAAAAGCAAAAUUGCUAAGAAUGGCAAAAGCGGAUUUAGUGACUUUUACACCCGUACUUUCCUAUGCAUAUCGUAAAACGCGACUAAGGGAUAAGCUUGAAACUUGGGAUUCUUUCAGGCGAUGGGCUAGCAACCUGUCACUACCCUAACACCGGUAUCUGUUUCUCAAACAUUGAUUCUACCAUAACAAGGAAUAGCUGGCUAUAACUAAGAAAAACAAGUUGUUUGACUAGAAGAGAUCCCUUCAUGCGAUUAAUCCGCCUUUGCAAGUGAUUUAUUUCUUUUUUAACUAUGUACCAAAGAAAGAAGACAAAAGAGGAAUUAUAAUACAUCCCAGCCCCCAUUACUAUUGCUGUCCCGUUUCACUUCAUUAUAAAAAGCGAAAC
Amyelois transitella is the source of this 2437-nucleotide messenger RNA. Its product is annotated as homeobox protein 2. Gene Ontology annotation, biological process: DNA replication checkpoint signaling; replication fork arrest; DNA damage response. The coding region runs from base 107 to 1915 and encodes 602 amino acids. The record is from RefSeq and is a predicted model, not a curated record. The transcript has 5 exons. NCBI's taxonomy places the organism in Eukaryota, Metazoa, Arthropoda, Insecta, Lepidoptera, Pyralidae. Gene Ontology annotation, molecular function: DNA binding. Gene Ontology annotation, cellular component: nucleus; replication fork protection complex.